CUUGCCCACAGUUGCCCCGGUGACGUUCCCAGCCCAUGUGAUCCUCGCGCUCGUAUAUAGCGACACACAAGAUCCGCCCUGUUUGGGACUCACAUCUGGCUUUUUUGGUCGCUUCGAUUAAUGUUUCCUUCGCUUGGACCAAAAAAUGACGAGUUCGUGAUCUUCACCAUCGCCGUCACCCGAAGCACAUGGCGCUUGAGGGAGGGAGGGAAAGGAGCGCGCAGCCCGUGUGUUUCUCAGCCUCCCCCCCCCCCGUCCGUCGCCGCUCCGCUCCGCUCCGCUCCGGCUCCCAUGGCAUGACUCGCUCGGUGUGUGAAGAAGUGUGUUCGCUCGCUGUCUCCGCGGACUGACCGCCGUCCAGCCAUGACUCUGAGCUCUGACAUGAUGUCCGACGCCUCGAUGCUGUCGGAGGAGACCGACAUCGACGUGGUGGGGGAGGGGGAGGACGGGGACGCGGACGCGGACGGGGACGGGGACGGGGACGCGCGCUCCUGCGCGGACCAGGUGGCCCGCAUCCGCGACGACCUGCUGCUGGCGGGCUCCCCGCCGCCGUGCGCGGACAGCCCCUCGUCCCGGGACGCGUACAAGGCGGCGGCGGGCAAGAACGCGCUGGUGAAGCCGCCCUACUCGUACAUCGCGCUCAUCACCAUGGCGAUCCUGCAGAGCCCCAAGAAGCGGCUCACGCUCAGCGAGAUCUGCGACUUCAUCAGCAGCCGCUUCCCCUACUACCGCGAGAAGUUCCCCGCGUGGCAGAACUCGAUCCGCCACAACCUGUCCCUCAACGACUGCUUCGUCAAGAUCCCCCGCGAGCCGGGCAACCCGGGCAAGGGCAACUACUGGACCCUGGACCCGGAGUCGGCGGACAUGUUCGACAACGGCAGCUUUCUGCGCAGGAGGAAGCGCUUCAAGCGGCAGCAGACGCCGCCCGAGCUGCUGCGGGACCCGGGCGGAUUCCUGCCCGCUGCCGCCGCGGCCGCCGCUGCGGCCGCCGCCGCCGCCGCAGCCGCCGCCGCCUACGGCUUCGGGCCGUACGGCUGCGGGUUCGGGGUGCAGCUGCAGUCGUACCACCACUCGCACUCGGCGCUCUUCGCCUACCAGCCGCAGUCCAGACACUCGCACGCGGCCGGCGCUGCUGCGAUCCCGGCCCCUGCGCUGAUGCCCGCCGCGGGCGCCGACCUGGCCGCGAGGAGCCGCUUCUACCCCCAGCUGAGCCCGAACGUGCCCCCCUGCCCCUCCGCGCAGACCGCGGCGACGAAGGCGAGCGGCCCGGCGCACAGGUCCACCUUCUCGAUCGAGAGCAUCAUUGGGGGGCCCCUGGGCUCCCCCAACUGCGCCUCCCGGACUUCGGCGCUCGUGCCCGUGCUGCCCCCGCCGGCGGCGCUCGGCCCUCCUGCUCUCACGGCGGCGCGCUCGACCACGCCGCGGCUGCCCGGGCACCCGGGAGCCGCUCUGCCCCCCGUGGUCGUGGACAGCUUCCCGCACCGGACGGCCAGCGGCACCACGUCCACGGGCUGUUAACUUUUACCGCAGUCGAACGAACGAACGAACGAACAAACAAACAAACAAACAAACAAACAAAGAACAUCAUCAGCAUCAUCAACAAAACAAAAAUUUAAAACACAAACCCGCUCCUCGCAGCAGGUAGGAAUUAUUUUUGUAUUUGUUGUUUUCUUACAAGCAGCUGAAUGACGGACAUUAACACUAUCUGUGCCUAUAUUCACGCUGUAAAAUAUUACAAAAAAAAAAAAAGAAUAUAUUUAUGUAUACAGUUUAGUGUGAAUCUAAUCCCCCCACACAGACUUCGUUAUAAUUAUAAAGUGAUCCGUAUAAAAUCACUGUUUUCUGGACGUCUCAGGAUUACAA
This is a messenger RNA of Scleropages formosus (Asian bonytongue), 1863 nucleotides long. It is a transcript of the gene foxd1, whose product is annotated as forkhead box D1. NCBI's taxonomy places the organism in Eukaryota, Metazoa, Chordata, Actinopteri, Osteoglossiformes, Osteoglossidae. Gene Ontology annotation, biological process: anatomical structure morphogenesis; cell differentiation; regulation of transcription by RNA polymerase II. The transcript has a single exon. The record is from RefSeq and is a predicted model, not a curated record. Bases 364 to 1518 code for a protein of 384 amino acids. Gene Ontology annotation, molecular function: DNA-binding transcription factor activity, RNA polymerase II-specific; RNA polymerase II cis-regulatory region sequence-specific DNA binding.